This is a messenger RNA of Ctenocephalides felis (cat flea), 555 nucleotides long. RefSeq names its product nanos homolog 3-like. The transcript is spliced from 3 exons. The record is from RefSeq and is a predicted model, not a curated record. Gene Ontology annotation, biological process: negative regulation of translation; oogenesis. Gene Ontology annotation, cellular component: perinuclear region of cytoplasm. Bases 1 to 555 code for a protein of 184 amino acids. NCBI's taxonomy places the organism in Eukaryota, Metazoa, Arthropoda, Insecta, Siphonaptera, Pulicidae. Gene Ontology annotation, molecular function: zinc ion binding; mRNA binding.
AUGGCGUGCUAUUAUCCUUAUUGUCCUUCGUUGCAAGAAGAAUUUGUGAGAUUAUUUGCACAUGAGAGGAAUGUUCAAGUUGUUGCGGAACCUAUAGACGAAACAGAUCUUUUCAUUCAUCGUCCUACCAGAAAUGAGGAAUUAGAGAAAAUUUGGGAAGAUUUUAGAAAUAACGGUCAGGAUAUGGAAUAUUGUCCUGAUGAAGAGAAAACUGACAUAUUGUUGGAAACUCUGAAAGAGAAAAAUAAUAAUGUGGUAUUUAGUAAUAUUUUUACUAUUGGACGCCCGAAGAAAAGGAAGCAAAAACCAACCAAGGUUGAUAAGAUUUGCGUGUUUUGUAAAAACAACGGCUGCCAUGAGUCUGUAUAUAACAGUCAUGUUUUAAAAGAUCGAAAUGGUAAUGUGACUUGUCCAUUUCUUCGUGAAUAUGAAUGUCCUAUAUGCCAUGCAUCAGGUAACAAUGCUCAUACUAUAAGAUUUUGUCCUAGCAAGAAAAUCCAAGUAACUUUGGAAUCUUCGGAUUCAGACAUUGAUACAAUUUCGACAAAAAGUUAG